AUGACAGGCUCUCAGCUGAUCUUUCCUGCACAGUGAGUGCCGAGCCUUGUCUAAACCAGCCGUGUAGGACACAGUAGGACAGCGAAGCCUCGGCGUGGAGGCCAUCUGGUGGUGCCCUUUAAGGAUCCGCGCAACUGGCUGGAGGAUCUUGUUUCCCUGAGAGCAAUGAAACGGCUGUUUUCUGUAGAGCCUAUUGUCGCUCUUUACAUCUUGGCUAACGUGGCAGGUUCCAUCUUAAUUCAGCAGUAUAUUUAUCGUAAGAUAUGGGAGAAUGAAACUAACAGCAGUUACACUGACAAUCAAAAUAGAUCAAACUGUUACAAAAACCACAGUAGCCAUACGAAACGACAGGAGGUCCAGGAAAAAUCUUCUCGCUAUUUUAUGUAUAUGAAUUUGGUACAGUUUAUACCUGGCCUAAUUGUCACUUUGAUAUUGGGUGGAUUCAGCGAUCGCUACGGACGCAAACUAUUUGUCCUCCUUCCUUCUAUCGGCGCUGUGAUUACCAGCCUGGCAAAUUUAGCAGUGGCCUAUUUUUCUUGGUCUAUUAACAUCCUUUUCAUACCAACGAUUCUCGCAGCGUGUUUGGGUGGCUUCCCGGCUCUAUUUGGAGGAGCUUUUGCUUAUGUGGCUGAUGUUUCCUCCAGCGAGCAGAAGAAUAUGCGCAUGGCACUACUUGACAUGAUCGUAGGAGUAACGGGUGGCAUCGGCGCACUUUCCUCUGGAUACUUCUUAAAAGCAACCGGCUUCAGUUGGCCCUUCUUAACCAUCUUCUUCAUUAAUCUGGUCAAUAUUGCUUAUAUCAUCUUCUUCUUUGAAGAGAGUGCCCAGGUGUCAAGAAAUGAGCAAGACCAAACAUCGGUCUAUGACAAAGUCAAAGAAAUACUGUUCAGUAUCGUAAUUAUUUUUACAAGUUCUGACUUUGAAAAACGUGUCCAAAUUGUUUUGUUGCUUCUUGCUGUGUCAACAUUUGCUCUUGCUGAAUUUGGUUCUUUAGGACUUUUUACUCUGUAUGAAUUAAAUGCACCUCUUUGCUGGAAUGAAAUCCUUAUUGGAGCGGGUUCUGCAACUGACUUGAGCAUAUUUUUGCUGAGUUUUUGUGGAGUGACAGUGUUUUCCUACCAUCUUGGAGAUAUUUUUAUAGUUUUUAUUGGAAUACUUUCCUUUGCUGGAGGAAUGAUCAUGGCUAUCUUUGCCACAACUACUCUGCUCAUGUUUUUGGUGAGGCUGGUUUCUCUCUUUGCCUUCAUGCCAUUCCCUGUCCUACGAUCUAUGUUGUCCAAGUCAGUUUUGCCAAGUGAUCAAGGUGCUCUCUUUGCCCUUGUUGCUUGCCUGGAAAAUUUUAGUGGUACCAUUUCCACCAUAAUUUUCAAUAAUAUUUACGCUGCCACUGUUGUACAAUUUGCAGGGUUUGGUUUUUUGCUGGCAGCUUGUUCAUGCAUCAUUCCAGUUAGCAUUUUGUGUGUCUUGUUGUGGUGGAAAUCUCGCCCGGAAGCAUACACUGGACUGAUAGAAGAAGAUGAAAGUAGUUAGUUCUCAUGCAAUCUGUCACUUAGAUUGCAGUGGUAAUCUUGUGAUGUUCUGCCACUUGUAGAUCCUUGUUAUAAUCCAGGAUAUCUGUAUGUUCCUUUUUUUAAAUAUUGUAUUUUUUUGGAACAAUCCUCCUUGGUAAUGAAAGGUACACAAAAGAUUAAAAAAUCAACUUGAUUUCCUCGAGCAAUGUGAAUAACGUAUAAUAUGUCGGAUUGGAACCAAGAUACUGCAGAAGCCUGAAAAGCUACUUAUUUGAAGAAACAUGGAUAGAACUGUUUGUAUUAAAUUCUUUAUUAUGAAAUAUAAUUGUCAAAUGGACCGUUUAGUGUGAAUUUUGGGGAUUUUAUCUUUUGUAGUCCUAAACAAUUUUCUUGAAGUGAGAUGUUUGAGGGGUAAUUUAAUCCUGAACUAAUGUGUAUCUGGGAAGCAGUAAAUUGCAUGGAGUUUGCACAUUCUCCCUAUGACAGCCUGGGUUUCCUCUGGGUACUUCGGUUUCUUCCCACAUCCCACUGACGUGCAGGUUAGUAGCCUCUGUAAAUUGCUCCUAGUGUUCAGGGAGUGGAUGCAAAAGUGAAAUAACACAGAACAUGGCAGGCUUGGACCUAACCCUAAACAGAGCUAAAUUAAUUGUGAAAUUGGAACACUUCUUUUCCCACAUAUUAUGGUGAAAACCUGGAACAGUCUGACCUUAAAGGGUGUUGGAAUUGGAUCAAUUUCAAUUGAUCAAAUUUAAACUCAGUUGAAAGGGCUUUGGGAAAAUAGGUUGUUAAAUGUUGUUGCAUUAAAGAUGGGCCACAAUGGUCCAAUUAUCUGAAGUAAAUUCAGGGUAUGAAAGACCAUGGAUACAAUCGUGGGCAAGCCAGUGAGUAAUCUGGAAGAACCUCAAACAUAACCAACCCUAACUCCACAAUUAUGGGGUUCAAUUCCACUUUCAAGAGUCCAGAACAUAAACUAGGUUGAUGUUGCAGUCUUGAAUUAAUCAUUGAGUAUGUCAGUUUAGUCAGCUGAAUAUCCAAGACCCUACAGCAUUUUGGAAUGACUUUGGUCUAUUUCCUAGUUCCUGGACAGUCUUUCCCUCAACUAGUAUUACAAAAACAGAUUGAUUGAGGUGUUACUGAGAGAUGGGGUAAAGCACUGUGUGUGGCCAAACAUUUUCAAUAUGUUGUUAAAUAUAAUAUUUUCAGAGUAUUUCACUGACCACAACAAUAUUGUAAUGAAGUUACCAUGUGUCACCACUGCUUGUGAUGUCAAAUGAUUUUCUACUUAUCUGGCUGUCCAGAUAUUAUUAGUUAAGAUAUUUUACCUGGGUAAAUGUAAAAUGUAUUUCUUUUAAAUAUGUUUUACUUUGAACAAUUCUGUGCUUAUAUACAGUAUUGUUGUUGUUCUAAUGAUAACAAAAUUCAACAGUAUUAAUUAUUUCUAAUAUAGUAGACGAAGUAGUCUUUCAAGUAAAAAUGCGGUUCUAAGUCCUUAAAAACCCAAAACAUUAAUUUUGCAAAAAUGGCUCGAUGGAGAUUUUCAUCAAAUUUGUAAAAUGACUUGUUUUGUUAAUUUUCCAAAUGGUUCAGUUUGAAAUGUUUAUCAACAGUAGUGCAAUGUUUUCCUAAAUGUAAAUCUCUUCUCCAUCACUAUUUCACAAGUAAAUACUAAAGCAACAAAAUCAGGAAUAAUUAUAGAAAUACUAACCAUAUAAAUAGUGCUAUUUGAAAAGCCAACCAUGGAAAAUCUACAGUACGUUCCUCCAAUAACCCAAUUCCAAAAGCAAGAAAACAAGAUUGUUCCCGAUGUUGGGGAAGUCCAGGACAAGGGGUCACAGUUUAAGGAUAAAGGGGAAAUCCUUUUGGAUGAGAAAAACAUUUUUCACACAGAGAGUGGUAAAUCUCUGGAACUCUCUGCCACAGAAGGUAGUUGAGGCCAGGAAGGUACACAAAAAUGCUGGAGAAACUCAGUGGGUGCAGCAGCAUCUAUGGAGCGAAGGAAAUAGGCGAUGUUUCGGGCUGAAACCCUUCUUCAGACUGAGGCCAGUUCAUUGGCUAUAUUUAAGAGGGAGUUAGAUGUGGCUAAAGGGAUCAGGGGAAUGGAGAGAAGGCAGGUACAGGAUACUUAGUUGGAUGAUCAACCAUGAUCAUAUUGAAUGGCGGUGCAGGCUCGAAGGGCCAAAUGCCUACUCCUACACCUAUUUUCUAUGUUUAAAUAUUUAUCAAUAUUAGUUCAGAAUAUGAUGGUUAUGGGUUCCUAUGCCCGGAAUUAAUCUCCCAGUUUGGUCUUGUUAGCUUGGGGGUCAUAAAGUUGUGCUAAUUGCUGGUAGGUUAGCAAAAUAAUAGAGGCUCAUACUAAUGCAGAAACUAGCAAAGACCUGUUGUCACUGUGGCUGAAAUUGAUGUUCUAGUUUAUGGAGAUUAUUUGUGGUAACGAUGGUCACACUCAACACAUGAAUCAUGCAGUUCUUUGUCUCUAGGGCUUUCUCGGCUCAUCUUUUCCAGUUACCAAUUUGGCUGCAGGAAAUUAUUCUAGCAGCAUAAUAAAUCCCAUAGCAUUUUAAAUUCCUUUAUCGUGGUCAUGUU
Molecule: messenger RNA, 4094 nt
Organism: Leucoraja erinaceus (little skate)
Lineage: Eukaryota; Metazoa; Chordata; Chondrichthyes; Rajiformes; Rajidae
Gene: slc46a3
Product: solute carrier family 46 member 3
Exons: 6
Coding region: 166-1530 (454 amino acids)
Biological process (GO): vacuolar transmembrane transport
Cellular component (GO): lysosomal membrane
Molecular function (GO): transmembrane transporter activity
Source: RefSeq, a predicted model, not a curated record